This is a messenger RNA of Staurois parvus, 339 nucleotides long. The record is from the annotation of a GenBank genome assembly. NCBI's taxonomy places the organism in Eukaryota, Metazoa, Chordata, Amphibia, Anura, Ranidae.
GGUGUCAGUGGGGGGAGGAAUAGUGCCCCAUCGUUGGUGUCAGUGGGGGGAGGAAUAGUGCCCCAUCGUUGGUAUUAGUGACAGCCUGGGCUCGCUCUCUCACUUACCUGUCAGCUGUCUUCCUUCUCUGGCCGCUCUCCUCUUCACUCGCUCCGGCAGCUCCCUCGAUCUUCUUUGAUGUGCGCGCGCUGCCGCUCGGCUCCUCCUCUCCAAGCUCCACCUCCUCGCCGCACCGCACUGGAACAGGAGUCAGCAAGUGUCAGUGGGAGAAAUAGUGCCCCAUCGUUGGUGUCACUGAUACCAAUGAAUGAUGGGGCACUAUUCCUCCCACUGACACCA